UCGGUUCCAUCCAACUGUGGAAUGAGCAGCGUUGCUGUGUGAGUGGUGCCUAAUUCGUCAGCUCCGUGAAUUCUCUGUGGAUUCCUUGUACGUUCGGAUUACGUUGAGUGAUAUACACGUCGGAUUCUCUUCAGGACUACCAAACAAGAGGCAAAACAGCCAGGAGGUUUUUUGAUAACAAAGUGAUGGUUGAUGUACCAGGGUGACGCGAUGUUAUCCCUUGGCGAGAAACUCAAACGUGUGGGCGCCAAUUUGACGCCCGCGAGUUCGAGAAGCUCUCUCGAGAAAUCCGAACGCGGGUCCAAUUAUCAACAAGAGCUAUACUCCAAUCCAGGUCCCGGAGCAACUGAAAUCGUUGAAGUUCUGCGUAAACGACUCGCCGUUCUGUCAGGUGGUGAAGACAAACGAGGAGGUCCGGUUGUGACGAUAUUCGCGCCGCAGGAUGACUUCAACUCGAACGACCUCAAGCAAACGCUACAUUUCCUCAAGGAUCUCAUCGGGUUGGAGGAGCGAGAAAUCGGACUGUCGGUGCUGCUGGAGGGAUCCCCAGUCCUGAACCGAUGCCUUGAGGAGGUGAUAGGCUCCGUCCAGAAUGUGUUCGGUGAUUGCCUCAACGCCAUCUACGUGUACUCGUCACACGGGCUGUGGAACAAGAGUCGCUCAUCACCAGAUCUGCGGAAGUCGCUUCAGGAAAAUUCGGGGGCGACGAUGAGUUUCGUAACUCAACAGAAACUCUUCAAAGUUAUUUCGCCUUUCCAACUGACUAACGAGUUCGGAGGGACCCUGGAAUACAAUCACGCGGCUUGGUUGGAGCGUCAGCUGGCAAUAGAGAAGUUUCUGAGGGACGCGAGAAUAAUCAGAAAACAUGCCGAGUCGACGAUCCACACAUGCGAAGCCCGGCUCGACAUGGAGGGCCCCAAUCCCGCGUCGGUGGAGGACAUUCAGAGGAGCUGUGACGCGAUGGGCGACGUGAUUCAGAACACGUUCGUCAACGGCCAAAAGUUGCUCCUGAGUCUCCAGAGUGAGACGACGGGCUCCCUAUCUCAGUGCGGCAAAGGCGCCCUGAAACAGAAUGCGUCGCAAUUGCGAAGCGUCAAAACCGUGCUCGACUCGGUAGCGAGUAUCAAAAACUCCUACGACGAACGCUGGAAGGCUUUGCACGGGGCAUUGAGGCAAAUAUCGAACAUGCAACGGUUUGUUCAAGAAAGCGCCGAAGUCGUCUCCUGGGUAGAGUCUGAAGGAGAACGCCUCCUCAAGGAGGGAACUCCGGUCAUCGCGGCUUCUUUCGAAGAAGCGCUAGUCAAACGGAAGCACAUGCAUCAAGUUGCUGCCCUCUCAAUGGAAUGUUACACCCGUUACUUGCAACUCAAAAGUCUCGCGCAGCACCUACUCAGAGAGCCGAACCCGGACAUCGCAACAAUCCAGUCGACGAUACAGCGACUCGACGCAACGUGCCAAGUGUUUGCAACGAAGGUGGAUGCGCGACGCCGUGCGUCGGAGCUAGCCGUCGUCUUCUAUCAAACAUUCGAACAUACAUUGAAAUUAGCCAAAGACGUCGAACGACGAGUUUGCGCUGGGAACAGCAGCAGUGCAUCCGGAGGAGACAUGAGCGGUAGCACCGGCACCGAUUCGGCCUGCGAUUCGUGUAAUUCCGAUGGAUGCAGCGUUGCUGAUGACGAGGAUCCCUUGCUGGCCGAUGGCCAAACGAUCCAGGACGCUCACAAAGCCAUCUUGGAACUCGACGAAACCAGCACUGUUCUCCGAAGUAAUCUGGAAGACUUCAAGCGGAUCUCUGUGGCGUUCGCGAAAAGUCUCCAGAACCGAGAGUUCGAGGCCGCUCAACCCAUGGUGCAGCGAAUGUGUGGCGCUAUACAGAAGGAUAUGGACAGCGUGAGAACACUCAUCGACACAAAACGGAACCAUCUGGUGCAAACGGUUCAGUUGCUCAGCUGCGAACAAGACGCUAAACAGUCAAUCCACUGGCUCGAGGAUUUGUGUCUGGCGGCACAGAACUCGUUGGAAUCCGACAGCGGAAUCGAAGAGCAGAGUUCGCGCUUGAAACACGAGAAGAUGGACACAACGGCCAAGGAAGCCUACGAGUACGGUCGCCGACUUCUGGACACGGCUGUGAAAUUGCGGAAGAGCUGCAAAUACAAGACCGGACCAUCGAUGCGGAUAGCCGACCGUCUCUUCAAUGGAUGGCUGCGAUACAUCAACAUCACGAAGGGUGGAAGGAACUCAAGUCAAAGCUCAUCGAUGAGUUCUCCAUCGUCAUCGCCGAUAACCCCGAAAGUUCCUCUGGGCAAAACCUUAUCGACGUUUAAGAAUCGUCGCAGCGGCAUAUUCCUGCCCCCGACGGCCGAGGCUCGGAAACUUCGCUCGUUUCACAGUUGCAGUUCACUCGUUUGAAGAGUCAUCAUUUUCACCACUGCAUUGUACAAAACAGAGAUAUUUGUAGAAAACUUUACAACACAACAACUGUAACUCCAAAUUGUAUGUAUUAUAUAAGUUCCAAAUCAGCGAAAGCGAAGAGUCGAAUCAUCGACUACCGAAUGAUUUCGGAAGUUACCCUUCUCUGUGUAGCGGGUCGUCAAAUCCUGAAAUUCGAGACCGCGGAAGCGGUUUCUGGAGGAGCCAGCCGGUCAAGACUCAGCAAGCUGCCUUAUGCGUCAUGCAUAACGCCGUUUUGCUUCUUACAGUAAUUAGAUUCAUCUCAUCCUCCACUGACAUGACGAGUUUGGCACUGAUCUGUGACCUAUAAGCUCGUCUGUCCAACAGUUGCCAAGAAUUUCCCUAGCCUUUGUCGAAGGUCGCUCAGGUCGAACUUCAGCCUGUCCGCCGUCGCGUACGCAUCGCAUAUUAUCGGACAGGUCCGCAAUACCUGUCGCCGACCCGAGUCGUUCACAUGGUCGCCGCUAUAAGACGACGAUAUGAUCCAAUAAAGCGAAACUACAAAUGAGGAC
Galendromus occidentalis (western predatory mite) is the source of this 2963-nucleotide messenger RNA. Its product is annotated as SEC14 domain and spectrin repeat-containing protein 1-B. NCBI's taxonomy places the organism in Eukaryota, Metazoa, Arthropoda, Arachnida, Mesostigmata, Phytoseiidae. The record is from RefSeq and is a predicted model, not a curated record. The coding region runs from base 193 to 2409 and encodes 738 amino acids. The transcript is spliced from 9 exons. Gene Ontology annotation, molecular function: phosphatidylinositol-3,5-bisphosphate binding; phosphatidylinositol-4,5-bisphosphate binding; phosphatidylinositol-3,4-bisphosphate binding.